AUGUUAUUUUUUCUAUCAUUCAUUAUAAUAAAUGAUUUGUAAUUGGAACUCUAACUAUAUGAUUAUUAAAAAGGAGACAUAACUUAUACAGCAUAUUCACUAAAUAGGUAAAUAUAAAUUUAGGUUUCCAUUAAAACUGUUGGUUCAAACUAUUAAAUGGUAAUAUGACAAUAUUAAUCCUUAUUCAUUGAUAUAUUCUAAAAAUCCUAUCAAUAACUAUUAAUGUAUUCAUUGUCCAUCAAUUGUCUAAUAAUUUGAUUGUAAAGAAAUCUGAUAGUUUUGAAAAGCUUUUGAUUUCUGAAUCAACUACAUUAUAAAACUCAAAUAAAUGCAUCUUAACUAAAAAUGAAAAUAAAUUAAAUAUAAAAAUUAGAAUAUCAUGCUGGAUCAACCUUCAUUUUGAUAAUUUUUAGAUUUGUUUAACUUAUGAUAUUUCUAAUUAACAAUAUAAAUAAAAUCUAGUUAUGAGUUCAACAUAAUUAAUAGAAUCUCAAAAUAAAUCAAAACGAUUUUAUUAGUAAAUAACAUUUUUGAAUUAGAUUAGAAUAAAACAAUUUAAGAUCAAUCGAAAUUAUAAUUCUAAUUAUUUUAAAAGGAUAUUUAAUAACUUAAAAAAGAAAAUAAUUAAUUUUGAUUUAACAACUAAAAAUAAUUAUUUACCUUAGAUAUUAUCAAAAAGAUAAAAUCCUAUAAAAAAAAACUAUUAAAGCUCAGAAUUUCUUUUACAUUUUUUUUCCUUAGAAAUUGUGAGACUAAUGGGCCUAUGCUCAAAAAUAGACUUUAUCGAUAAAAUUUAAAAAAAUACAAAUUGAAUUCAAUGGAUUAUCAAAUACAUAAAUCUCUAAAUCAUAUUUUUUUAGAAAAAUUAAUUAAAAUGUGAAUUACAUAUAUUCCCUCUAAAGCACUUCUUCAAUUUUGGGAAAUUAAUUCGUUUAGUAAAUAUUUAUUAUUAACUAUACAUAAAAUGGAGCAAUAUCCAAUUCAAAAGAAAAUAAAAUCAUAAUUGGAUAAUCAAUUAAGAUAUUGAAGAUAAAAUUAAAUUUUCUAAUCAUUCCUUAUAUUGUUUAUUAAAAGGUUUCUUAAUGUUAUUUCGAUUAUUAUCUUUAAUGAUAAUACUAAAUUAAAUUCUUAAAUUAAUCUUAAAUAAAAUAUCCUUAGAGCAGCUAUUGAAGCCAAAAUAUGAACAACGAUAACCAAACCCUUUAUAAGUUGUAUCAAAAACAUAAAAUAUAUUCAAACCUUAUAAUAUAGAGUUAUCUACAAAUUAGUAAAUGGUUUAUUCAAAAAGAUGA
Molecule: messenger RNA, 1292 nt
Organism: Paramecium pentaurelia
Lineage: Eukaryota; Ciliophora; Oligohymenophorea; Peniculida; Parameciidae
Source: the annotation of a GenBank genome assembly